Mobula hypostoma (lesser devil ray) is the source of this 3723-nucleotide messenger RNA. It is a transcript of the gene ccdc33, whose product is annotated as coiled-coil domain containing 33. Bases 151 to 3429 code for a protein of 1092 amino acids. The record is from RefSeq and is a predicted model, not a curated record. Lineage: Eukaryota; Metazoa; Chordata; Chondrichthyes; Myliobatiformes; Myliobatidae. Gene Ontology annotation, cellular component: peroxisome. The transcript is spliced from 23 exons.
UGCUUGGAAAAGGGGGAAUGCGGACAAUUUCAUGACCGUCACUAAAUUGCAUCUCAGUAGAAACCAUUCAGGAUUCGUCACCCAAGAAGCUUUAUUCCGCGGCCGGCCGCCGGUCUCGACCUUCCGCCACUCCCCCCUCAGCAGACGAACAUGCACAGGUCGCGGCUGGAGAUGGAAAACAAGGAGCUGGACUUCCACUUUGAGAUCGUCAACGUGCAGUUCAACGAGCUGGGCCGCUACGUGCUGAGGCUGGCGGUGGAGAACCCGCUGCUCGAGGGCUCGGCGGCCGGCGUCAGGCUCCUGGUCAACGGCGGCGGGGCCCUCCACACCAACUGGACAACCACCGACGUGGUGGCCCAGACGGGCCUCGGCGAGAUCCACACCGUGGCCAGGAGGAAAUUCCUCUUCAGACUUCCCAAAGGCUACUGCCAAAAUGAUGAAAACCAUGAUGUGAGGUUGCGUAUUGAGGCCUUUCGAGUCACAGGCUCUUCGCUAAAGGGAGCGCAGAAGGCCGGGGAGGCAUUUUUUGCCAUCUACCCACGCACCGACGCACCCAGGAUCAAUGUGUUGGCGAAGGAGGACGAGGACUUCUACUGCUACAGCAGCAUCAUGGCAUUGCUCAGGGUGCAGGAUGACGCACUGUCAAUGCACUGUGGGAGGAUGGCCUACAAGGUGUGUUUCCAUGAGACACGGCCUCCAAGGGAUGUCCUGUUGGCCGAUUCUACAGACCAAGGCCACAUCCAGCCUCUUAGCCCAAGCUUACCACUAGCGACGGUUUGCAAAUCAACUCCACCUCCCACUGUGCUGAAGCAACAGAUACCAUCACCUUCACCCAUUCCUGAGCGGAAUAAACCCAAGGAGGGAUUGCAACUUGAACCUUUGCUGGAGGCCCCUGAAGAAGGCCCUUCUCCUACCCUAGUGGUAGACCAUCUUGCGUAUCAGCAGCAGUCCAGUAAACCCAGCUUCCAUCUUUCUCCUCUGGAACACAUCCCUGCAGGAAGCUUUGGGACACAUCCUCGCGCAUGUGUGUUGGAAUCGCCCCCUGGGAGGACUGAACCAACUCUCACGUCUCCCACUGAUGAGUGGCAUGUCUCCAGACCUGGCAAGCAGUCUAUUACCAUCAUACUGCAUGGGGCAACUGACCUACCAGCCCUCAGUGAUGGCUCUGUGCCCCAACCGUUUGGGACUGUGAAGAGUGGUAUGGAUAAAGAGGAGAAUCAGAGAGCCCAGGGUGUUACCCACGCCACGGCCCAUCCCACACACUCUCCGUCCUGGGAGGAGAAGGUUACAGUGGAGAUUGAAGAAGAGGUGGCCAAAGAGGAAGUGGUGAUUGUGAGUGUUGCAGACAGCAGAAGCAAAGAGCUACUAGCCAGCUACUGCCUUCCUGUGCUCUAUCUGCAGAUGUUUCAUCAUUACCACCUUGAGCUCAUACAGCCACACCCAAGCAUCCCAUCUGGCAUUCGAUUAUAUGUCACCGUCGUUCGGAAAGGCAGCGUUAUUCCUCGACAGGAGGGAUUUGCUUUCACUGGUUUUGAGGUGCUGCUUCGCGCAGUGAAGUCUCCUUUGAAGGACCCCUCAGGCCCACUCCUUGCAGUAGCCAGGAUCAUUCCUGACUAUGAAUCCUACAAGUCAAAAAUGUUAAUGAAAUCUCCCAGGCUGGCUGGUAUCAGUAUCACCACAGUGGAGUACCCAAGCCCAAAGCAGUCUUCGUUCGAUGUUCCCCAUCACACCAACCAAGGUUAUCCACAGGUGUCUCGUGCAGGUUUCCCUCAGGAACAGCCGGUUUGGGAUCACUCCUUCCUAUUUCAGGGCCGAGACUGCGCCACCAUCUUCACCGUGGGAGCAGCCCUUGUCAUCGAGUACUACUGCAUCUCCCCGGUGAUGAACACUGUAAGCUGGUUCAACCAGAGUCCCGUGGGGUUCUCGGGUGUGCCUCUGGGCCAGGACGUCUACCACAGGCUGAUGACGGAGAACGGUGGCUGUGGGCUGAGGGUGGAUGGCCUUCCCGUGCAGGGAACCAACCUGAGGACAACGUCCAUCACCACCCCAACUGUGGGGCUUGUCCUCCGCCUCAUUGGCUCUGAGCGCCCAGAUUCGAUCCUUGCUGUUACUCAUCCCUCCCGUGUGCCCACUGUGGGAGAACAAACCCUAAGGAGCUCCCACAGCGUGAAGCACCAACAAACCACAAGCAGUGCACUGGCUGCUGUCCACCCUGACACUUCCUCGGGGCAUCACCUGACAAAGACAGAAGAGCGGACCCCAUCGCCAGCCCCGCAAGGGACAGCACAGUUACCACCAGCACCACAUGUGAAGCUUCUGAAGGACAGAGUUAAUCUUCCAUCUUACGAUGCACUGGCACAAGUGCUGCCAGAUUAUGAAUACCUCUUUCGUGCUUCCAGUCCAAAGGAAAAACAGAAGGUGGUAAAGAGAGAACAGCAGUCACCCGUCAUGGCUCCUGAACUUCCUGAGAUACAAGAAUCUACUUUGCUGUCAAUGAAAAGGGAGUCUACAACUGAGGACGAUAUUGGAAACCAGGAAAUCACUCACCAUGAAGCCCAGGAGCUGGAGAACUACCGAGCUGCAAUGCAGAAAAUGGCCGCUGAUAUCAUCAAACUGAGGAAGGACAUGGCCUGGCAGGAGGCUGAGAACAGCAAGCUGCGCAGCGAGCUGAGCCUGCACCAGAACCUGGGGCCAACUCUGCUGGACGACGCUGACAUCGAUGUGAUGACAAAGGCAGAAAUAGCAGACAGAAUCGUCCUGUUGAAACACAAACUGGCCAGUGAGACUGCAGAGCAUCUAAAGAGCAAAGAUAAGGUGCAGCAACUGCAGAAUGAGUUAAUCCGGAAGAACGACCGUGAGACUGAACUCUUGCGCCUGCAGAAAGCCCAUCAACAACAGCACGCAGCACUACAGAAGUACCAGGAAAAAAUACGCAAGUCAAAGAUUCUGGAAGACACCAUACGGCAACAAGAAAUGAUUAUCGAGAAAAUGGAGAAUAUUUUAGAUAAGAAAUUGAAAGAGAGACGAAGGGAAGGGCAUGGUGUUUCCAUAAAACACACAGGAGCUGCUGAAGACACUGUGAAGAAGGAGGUGGAGAUGGUGUUGCUAGCGGAGAACGCACGGCUGCGGGAAGAACUGGGACGGCUACGAAUACAGCCUGGACCUAUUAUCGUCCAGCAGCCAGUUCACUCUGUCAAGGAAUCCUUGGCCAAGUCAGAGAAAUUAAAUUUGCUGGUGCAGUUGGACAAAGCUCAGGGACGUGUCCAAACACUGGAGACUCUGUUGGAGGAGAACUUGCGGAAAUGGGGACGAGAGAAGCAAAGUAUGUUGACAAGGCUGUCUGAGCAAGAACAUGGUUUCACCAGAACCUCCACCAUGGUGUUCCAUGAUUUUCCUUUGAAACAUGCUUCAGAUUUACAUCUGAGCUGAAACUGAUAUGGGAUGCUUGGUCCUGGAUUUCAGAGGCACUGUCAGAGGAUAUUUCAACCGAAUGCAUGGUUAUAUUUAAAGCAAUGACAGUGGCAAGUAACUAAUUUGUUGAUUAAACCAACACCAUUUAAAAAAGAGGAUAUAAUUUCUGCUUUUUUAUUUAAGGAUCAGGUUAUUUUUGCACUUGGAACACUGACAGAGAAAAACUAAAUGUAAAGGAAUUUUAUAGCUAUUUUUGCCAAAGUGAAAAUGUAAAUUAUUAAUUUUUGAUAUGUGUGUUUAUUGAUUUGUAGA